GCUACUCCCACUGUGUUUAUUCGCUCACAGGAUUCCACACAACCUCACUGGGAGCUCUUCGUUACAAACCCCGCCUUGUGCCCCGUCUGUUGCCAGGCUCGUAAUAUCAACGCGACCUUGAGAUUUUCUUUCUACAAAUAUCUGUGAAUCGCCAGACGGUUUCAACGAUGGAUUACACGAGGUUCUUGUCUGACGUGUCCAAGGGCCGCCAAGCCACCAUUCUGAGAGACCUUUUCAAGCUUCAACUCCAAGAUGAAGAGGAUUGGAUCUACCUUAUCGGCGGUCUCCCCAACGCAACCUAUUUCCCCUUUACAUCCGGGACUCUCAAGAUGGCCGACGGGGAGACGCUAGAGAUAACACCUCCCCUCAUGGUUGAUGCUUUGCAAUAUGGCAAUACUAUCGGGUACUCCCCUCUCCUGAAGCAGCUGUGUUCCCUGACGCAGCGGCUACACGACCCCCCUAGCUGGCAACACCGCGACCUGAUGCUGACCACGGGCUCCCAGGACGGCUUAGAUAAGGCCUUCAACAUGCUCGUUAACCCGGGGGACUUCGUGCUGGUGGAGGAGCCGUGUUAUAGCUCCGUUAUCUCGUCGCUGACGCCGUACCAAGUGAGGUUCCUCCCAGUCGAGACGGACGCAGAAGGGAUGAAGCCUGAAGCCCUGAGAAACGUCCUGUCGCGCUGGAAGCCUCAGGAGGUGCGAGAAGCGACUAAGGAUUUCCCGAAGUUCCUGUACACCAACCCGACCGGCGCCAACCCGUCCGGAGGUGUCCUGGGCGAGGCGAGGCGGCUCGAGAUCUACGCCAUCGCCUGCGAGUACAACUUCCUUAUUCUGGAAGACGAUCCGUAUUAUCUCCAGGUUUAUCUCGAGCAACCUCCGCCCAGUUUCUUGAAGAUUGAUACUGAGUGUCGAGUUCUCAGGUUCGACUCCUUUUCGAAGACGCUGGGAGGGGGCCUGAGGGUCGGGUACGCAACAGGUGCCAAGGCGCUGAUUGAUAAGAUGGUGUUACAUGCCCAGGUCUCGAAUCAGUGCGUUUCGCUAAUGUCUCAGGUGAUCGUAAGUGAACUGCUGCGGAAAUGGGGCGAAGAUGGUUUCCUCAAACACUCGCACAACAUCACUCUUUUCUACAAACAACAGAGAGACGCCAUUGUAGCCUCCGCGGAGAAAUAUCUAAAAGGAUUAUGCGAAUGGGCAGUUCCUGCUGGCGGCCUUUUCCUCUGGAUCAAGGUCACGUGCCUGAAGGAUACGACAGGGAUGCUUCUUGAACGGGCCAAGAAGAGGAAGCUGGUGCUGGUGCCCGGAAACUCCUUCAUGACGGACCCCAGCAAGCCGUGUCCAUUCAUAAGGGUGUCCUUCUCUUUCAACACCAUUCAUUUGUUGGACGAGGCCAUGAAGAGACUUGCAGACCUUAUUCAGGAUGAAAUCGAGUUCAACGCUUCCACUGGAAAUUGCUCAUAAGCAUACAGGCUUUACCGCAGGGAUAAGUAUCAUUCCGUGCCUUAUAACUAUGAUUUUUUUGUUGGAGAAACUAUAAAAGUUAUAAGCUGA
Messenger RNA from Penaeus chinensis, 1547 nucleotides. Its product is annotated as kynurenine/alpha-aminoadipate aminotransferase, mitochondrial-like. Bases 168 to 1457 code for a protein of 429 amino acids. The transcript has 11 exons. NCBI's taxonomy places the organism in Eukaryota, Metazoa, Arthropoda, Malacostraca, Decapoda, Penaeidae. The record is from RefSeq and is a predicted model, not a curated record. Gene Ontology annotation, molecular function: pyridoxal phosphate binding; L-kynurenine:2-oxoglutarate transaminase activity. Gene Ontology annotation, biological process: biosynthetic process.